CCUCUCGUUAGUUCCGCUGUGGCAGAACAUGGCGGCUGUCAACAGCUGCUUCUGUGAGACAGGAGAGGGCUAACAGGAUUUUUUUUGGACCGGUUUGUUGUGUUUCGAUUUGAUGUCGACAGCAAAGUAUAUUUAGUUUAAUUAGUUUGUGACUCUAACGCGCUGAAAGCCGCUUAUUGCAUCUGGAAACCGAUUAUCAGUUUAGAUGCGAGGACAGCCGAGUCCACUAUGAGACCUGCAUGAGUCUGAUCUCUGUAUGACGAUGGAACCGGUCUGACCUGGACUCAGCCCGACAUGGAGAAGUUUGGGAUGAGUUUUGGCGGCGGCCCCAGCAGGAAGGAGCUGCUGGACACCAUCGAGUCUCAGAAAAAGCAGCUGGUCCAGUACCAGACCCGCUUUAAGGAUGUAGUCCGGGCCUACAAGAGCCUCCUGAAGGAGAAGGAGGCUCUGGAAGCCAGCCUGAAGGUUCUGACCGUCACCCAGGACCUGGACAUUAAGCAGCAGGAGCCAGAUGCAGCCAGGCGGCUGGACCUGCUGGACGACGGUUGCUCUCUGCACAGCGAGGACAGUGUGGACACAGCAGCGUCUGUGGACACCACCAGUGAGACCAACAGAGGGGAGCAGAGUGAGGAGGACCAGGGGGAACCGGGCCAGAGGUCCGACUCUACGCCUGAUGCUGACAGCGGCAGCGUGGAGGCGGAGCAACAUCAAGCUCCUCCCCCCUCCAAUGUGGAGGCCGAGCGCCGUGUCGCCCAGCUGAAGAGCCAGCUGAGCACGCUCACCGCUUCGCUGUCCACCGUCUCGCAGGAGAAAUCCCGCAUGGAGGCGAGCUUCCAGGCCGACAAGCGCCAGCUGAAACAGGAAGUGCAGGAGCUGCAGGAGCGUCUGGCCGCCGUGACGGCGGCGCAGGAGGCGGAGCUUCACGCCCUGCAGCAGCAGGUGGCGGAGGGCCGCGCUCGCAUCAUCACGCAGCAGCACGAGAGGGAGCAGGAGCAGGGGGACCACGUCCAGCAGCUCAGGGAGCUGCAGAGGCUCCUGCAGCAGGAGCGGGACCUGCGGCAGGACGCCGAGCUGCGCCUGCAUGACGCCAGCGCCGCCCUCCUGGCCUCGUCGCAGGCCGUGGACCGGGGGGCUGAGUCAGAGGCGCAGCUGAACCUGGUGAGGGAAGAGAGGGACGAGCUGCGGAGGAGGCUCCAGGCGGCGGAGGAGGAGCAGAGGAAGCCGGACCCCAGAGUGGAGGAGCUGCAGCAGGAAGUGCAGGAGCUGAAGAACUCCUUCCAGCAGCAGAUCCACAACGAGACCAAGAAGGUUUGCGAGGCAGAGGAGCGAGCGCGAGAGCGCGCUCAGGCUGCAGAGCUGCGGGUUGCGGGUUUGGAGCAGCGGGUGUCUGAGCUGUCGGAGCUGCUGGGUUCCUGUGAGAAGGCGAAGCAGCGGGACCAGCAGGCAGCUCAGAGGCUGAGGGACCGGAUCCUGCAGCUGGACACCGAGAACAAGACGCUGGCCAUCGCCGCCUCCAGCAGGUCCAGCACCGACCUCAACGACGAGUCGCAGCUGGACGUGGCCGUCCUGAAGGACAAACUGCAGACGGUGAAGAAGCUGCUGCUGCUGGCGACUCAGAGGAACCCGGACCAGAACAUCCAGGAUGUGGCAGACGCCGAGGACAGAACCGCAGCUCUGCAGCAGCAGGAGCUGCAGCAGCUGCGGGACGAGUUUGAGCGCUACAAGCUGCGCGCCCAGGUGGUUCUGAAGAACAAGACUGCUAAAGAUGGCUGCCAGGCCAAGGAGCUGGAGGAAGUCCGGGAUCAGCUGGCGGAGCUGCGGGAGAAGUACAUCACCCUGCGGAUCCAGAGCGACGAGGCGGAGGCGCGGCACCGCCAGCAGCUGGAGGAGCGGCAGCAGCAGGCGGCGGCGCUGCAGCUCUCCCACAGACAGGAGCUGGAACGAGGCGAGGCGCAGCACCGCGACGAGCUGCAGCGGCUGGAGGUGGAGCUGCACAAGCACCGGGAGAGAACGAUGGCGCUGCUGGACGAGAAGGACCAGGAGCUGGAGAGGCUGCGCGCCGCCGUGCUCACCUGCAGCCGUGACUCCAACGACCCCGCCGCUGAUGGUCUGCAGGAAGCUGCCGCUGGCACCUCCGACUGCGAAGGUGACGCGGUAAGCGAGGCGCUGCGGCAGUCCACGCCCACUGAGUCCACACUGCUGCUGUACGCCGAGCAGCUGGCGCGUAAGGAGGUGGAGACGGGCGGCCUGCGGCGGCAGAAACAUCGCCUGGAGGAGGAUCUGCACCAGCUGCAGGCCCGGCUGAUCGCCAACGCGGAGCGGCACGAGGAGGAGACUGCAGCGCUGCAGGGCCGCCUCGACAAGCUGAUCCGGGACCAGAACCGAGAGGGAGCCAACUUGGAGUACCUGAAGAACGUCAUCUACAAGUUCCUGACGCUGCAGGACAGCAGCGGGCGGCUGCAGACGCUGAACGCCAUCCUGACCAUCCUGCACUUCAGCCCACAGGAGAAGCAGGACGUUAUAAAGCUGCAGGGGCCCGCCUGGUGGGGCCCCGUGCGCAGGUGAACACCUGGAGAGACGCAUGAGUAAUUCCAUACAUAUGACCAUGACUGGCUCACUGUGACAACUAUUAAAGCUCUAAUCCAGCAGAUUGUCUUUAUAUUUUGAAUUAAUUGGAAAAUAAACUAUUUUUUGUGUGAGAUUGA
Molecule: messenger RNA, 2705 nt
Organism: Poecilia latipinna (sailfin molly)
Lineage: Eukaryota; Metazoa; Chordata; Actinopteri; Cyprinodontiformes; Poeciliidae
Gene: gcc1
Product: GRIP and coiled-coil domain containing 1
Exons: 5
Coding region: 295-2565 (756 amino acids)
Cellular component (GO): Golgi apparatus
Source: RefSeq, a predicted model, not a curated record